UGCAAGACGUGCUGGCGAGACCGGGCAACGGAACGUGCGCGGACUGCGGCAAUCCAGUGAGUGGCCACAGAGGCUCCAGUCCGGGCCGUGCGCCCAGCGCUUGGUGCCGAGCCCGCCCAGGAUGCCUGUUCCUUGGCCCUGGUUACGGCUCCUCUGAGGACUGGCUGUUUGGGAGCAGCUUCUGGAGCCGAAGGCGCCCUCGCGGAAUUAGAUAGCAUUGUUCUGAGCGGAGGACACUUGAAGAGGGAUUUCAUUUUGUACAGAGGAUGUUAUCUCGUUGUGAAAUGAGCAGAGAGAAAUGGCGUUCAGCAUGAGCCGGACUGGGCGUCGCUGACUUUGGGUGUGUUUGUUUGCCAGGCCUGCUCGCUCCUUCACCGGAGCAUCCCCCACAUCAGCAGGGUCAAGUCUGUCCAGGACACGUGGGACGCCAGCGAUGUGGAGUUGAUGGCUACUACCGGAAACAAUGCAGCCAAGGCCAAGUACGAGCAGAAGGUUCCUGCUUUCUACUACAGACCAACACACACUGACUGCAAGAUGCUGAGGGAGCAGUGGAUCAGAGCCAAGUACGAGAGGAAUGAGUUUGAGUUCAUCGAAAAGCAGGAGCCUUACUCUGCAGGGUACAGAGAGGGGUUUCUAUGGAAACGAGGAAGAGACAACGGUCAGUUCUUCAGCCGAAGGUUCAUCCUGUCGGAGAGGGAGGGGGCGCUGAAAUACUUCAACAAGCAGGACGCCAGGGAUCCCAAGGCGCUGAUGAAGAUCGAGACCCUCAACGCCACCUUCCAACCGGCCAAGAUUGGCAACCCCUGCGGCCUGCAGAUCACCUACCUGAAAGACAACAGCACAAGGAACAUCUUCGUCUACCACAGUGAUGCUAAGGAGAUGAUCGACUGGUUCAACGCUAUCAGAGCGGCCAGGUUCCACUACCUACAGGUGGCCUUCCCUGGAGCGAGCGACGAGGAGCUGGUGCCCAAACUGACCCGAAACUUCAUGAAGGAAGGAUUCAUGGAGAAAACAGGACCAAAGCACACAGAGGGCUUCAAGAAGAGGUGGUUCACCAUGGACGACAGGAGACUCAUGUAUUUCAAAGACCCUCUGGACGCCUUCGCCCGGGGCGAGGUGUUCAUCGGCAGCAAGGAGAACAGCUACACCGUCCUGUCCGGCCUGCCCUCCUCCACACAGGGCCACCACUGGAACAACGGCAUCACCAUCGUCACACCGGACAGGAAGUUCCUGUUCGCCUGCGAGACCGAGGCCGAGCAACGGGAUUGGAUAGCUGCCUUCCAGAGGGUCAUCAAUCGGCCAAUGAGGCCGCAGGAAUACGCAGUGGAGGCCCAUUUCAAACACAAGCCUUGAAGACCGCAGGACGACCACAACUCAGCUGGACCGGCCCAGUCUCAUUCAGAUCCGAGAAAACAACCCCAGUGUGUGAGCAGACACCAUGGCUGGAGCGGGUGGGGUUUACGGGGGACAGGGGGGGGUGGGUUUUGGAGAUGAGAAAAGAUGAUGAAGAGGAGAAGACAGAGGGACUGGAGCCUAUCUAUGUGUGGAGAACUUGAACUCUUAACGGGGACCGAGGGCCCAUCGUGGGGUUGAGACGUCGGCGAAAGGGUAGAUGAUGUCAUCACUAUUGCGCCUACCUAACCUUUGUGCUAUACAUUUAUCACCAUACCUUUACCUCUGCCAUGUGGACCCUUUCCCUGCAACAACCCCCCCCUCCCCCUCCGCCUCUCAGAUUUCGUCUUGUGAAUGGUUCAUUCUCCCUGUAAUCUAAUGUAAUUAUGUAUUCUAGAGUCAUUUCACUGGUCGCUUAACAAAGACGAUGCAUUGUUAAUUUAUUGAAUGUACAGUUUUGAUGACAGUGGCUUACCGUGUGUGUGUGUGUGUGUGUAUGUGUGUGUGUGUGUGUGUGGAAUCGUGAUGUUUUUCGUUGAGGACGCUGUGAGGUUUGAACCUCUGGCACUGAGACCCUGUUAUAACCUGAAACCUACAAAGUGCUGUUAACAACAAAUAUGCAUAAACAAAAAACACACACACACACACAGACACAGACACACAGACACAAACUCUCAGUGAUCACCGUAGCUGUUAACGUAGCUGGAGGUGGCUGAUCUGCAUCCGGGCAGGGUUCUUUAACGACCUCGAUCUCGACAGCUGUUCUCUUAUUUAUUUGUACCGUCGACAGUUAUCGCUGCUUUAAAAGGAUUGUAAUGUGACAGGAUUGUAAUUUAUACAACACUUCUACUCUCCAACUGUUUUUAUUUACAUCGUGCAUCUUGUUUUUUAAAGACACAUUGUUGUGUUGACCCUCGAAUCACAGUGGCGGUUUGUUUCAUCAUGAACAUCAUAACAUGAAUACAGAUGAACCUGAAAUCAA
Molecule: messenger RNA, 2374 nt
Organism: Anarrhichthys ocellatus (wolf-eel)
Lineage: Eukaryota; Metazoa; Chordata; Actinopteri; Perciformes; Anarhichadidae
Product: arf-GAP with dual PH domain-containing protein 1-like
Exons: 12
Coding region: 445-1353 (302 amino acids)
Biological process (GO): positive regulation of GTPase activity
Cellular component (GO): plasma membrane; cytoplasm; intracellular membrane-bounded organelle
Molecular function (GO): phosphatidylinositol bisphosphate binding; phosphatidylinositol-3,4,5-trisphosphate binding; GTPase activator activity
Source: RefSeq, a predicted model, not a curated record